AUGGCUCGACGCAGGAGAGUCUAUGCAUCUGUAUCCGAGGAAUGGCAACAAGUCCUACAGAAGAGGAACUUUAGCCACCUCAAGCUUCAUCCAAGUUGUCUUGUGUUUCUGGACCAGCUUUCUGAAGAAGCAACGCCGCAGAUUGAUCACAUUUGGCUAAACAUAGAGCUCACAACCUACACUUGUAGAGCUUGCCGAAAGUGGGAGUCACUGACACAGUCCUAUUCGAACAACGGUAUCAUAGUCGCAGCAGUCUCCAGAUUGUUCUCCAUCCUCACUAAGUGGACCCACGAAGGACGACGUCUGACGUUGGAGCUGAACGCCUAUUCCCCAAGCGACUCGGAGCAUUGGUUCAAAGACUGUUAUUUCGGUGCUCCUGCCGAAGAUAAGUUCGAGGUUCCCGCCAAGCGGAGGGACUUUCUUGACCUGUUUCAACUUGAUCGAGGGCCUGACGUGCAAUAUAAUCCGGAACGGGUUCGUCAACCGAGUACAGGUGUGGGAGCUGCAUUCGCUAGACGCCGAGAGCUAGGGCACAUUUCAAUCUCAUUUCUUGUCGAUGCUCGCCAUUUCUUUGAUGCGUGUGGACUGCGGCGAUGGGACAAGUUGAAGUCUCUCACUUUGACCUCCCGAACGAUGUGCAAGAAUGAGCCCGACAGGACCGAUGACCUCUUGAUGGUGGCAGUACACGCUUCACAAAGGAUGCCUAACCUCGAAACGAUGACCCUAUGGAACGAGUCUAAAGGAGAGGCUUGUUAUUUCACCUACUUUCGACGAGAUGGAUAUGCGUCAAUUAUCUGGCGAGGAACAUGGGAGAUGGCGUUGAGUCAGAUACUUGAGGGUUAG
Molecule: messenger RNA, 843 nt
Organism: Fusarium venenatum
Lineage: Eukaryota; Fungi; Ascomycota; Sordariomycetes; Hypocreales; Nectriaceae
Source: RefSeq, a predicted model, not a curated record